Candidula unifasciata is the source of this 1575-nucleotide messenger RNA. Lineage: Eukaryota; Metazoa; Mollusca; Gastropoda; Stylommatophora; Geomitridae. The record is from the annotation of a GenBank genome assembly.
AUGGGGGAGACAAUCGACACGGCUCACCCUUCAGCUAAACUGUAUGAGAAAGAUCGUUCGCGAUCUUUGCCUCCAUUAUUGGAAGAGUCCUCCCUCAGCUUUCUCAAUGCGGGCAGCCGACAGGUGUCUCUUUCUAUGGAGAUAUCCGAGAGACUGCACCUGCCUCAACAGCAGCAGCAACAGCAGCAGCAGCAUCCUUCUUCCCAUCCUUUAGCCUGGUCCAGUAACAGCAGCACUAGCACGGACACCAGCGAAGAGCCGGCCUUGGAAAACGGGCAUCGACUGUUUUCCAGGAAUGCGCUCAGGACUAGAAGCGGUGCGACAAAGUGUGAGCUAGCCAAAGUCCUCAAUCGACAGACCUGCUUCCAUGAGAUACUCAAACAGAAAGAUGAGAUAAUAGAAGACCUGGAUGAAAAACUGGGAAGCAAGACGAUCAACCACGACACCUACGACAGCAAGAGGAGAAUGUCAACAGUGAGCAAGGGUAAUGAGGAAAGAAUUCGCGUCUUGCAGAACCAAAACAGGUUUCUCAAUGAAGAGGUCCGACGGCUGGCCAAACUUCGUGGACAAGAACAUGAGAAGAUUAAAAUCCAGGAAGGCAAAGUCCGGAGUCUGGAGGCAGACAUAGAAGUGUGGAAGCUGGAGUAUAUUUCCCUUAUACAGUCCAGUAUCCGUUUCACAGGCACGGAUACCAUGGAUGAUGCAGAGUUGUCGUUAUUUGGAGGCGAUCGGCAUAAGCACCGCAUUCUGUCUUUACUGGAGGAAGCCAGAAAGAUUAAUCCUAGCCUCCCGACCUACGAGCACCUGGCGUCCGGGGAGGUUCAUGUCGACAGCUAUGGUUUCAAACAUCACUUCUCAGAUGAUGGCCUGCUGCUGCACUACCUGUGCCAAGAACUCAGCCAACACUUUCUGUGUCAGGCCAGCUCCUAUGAGAAGCAUCAGAAGAACUGGCUGCUGUACUUAAAGAACAAAUCAAAGAACCUGAUGGCCAAUAAGAAAGAACUGAAAGCCUUGGUCAGAGCGGGGAUUCCCGACACCCACCGAAAGCAGAUGUGGAGAACGUUUGUGCUGGCUCAGGUGGAGGACAUUGUCCAGGAGAAAGGGGCCCAUUAUUUCAGGAGCCUGUGCAGUGCUGCCCCAGAUUCUCCACUGGCAGCCAGGUACCGUAAACAGAUCAGUCUGGAUUUGAUGAGAACAAUGCCCAGCAAUGUGAAGUUCUCUACGCCAGGCUCCAAGGGGAUUAUGGAUCUUCAAGAUAUCCUACUUGCAUUUUGUAUCCACAAUCCACAAGUUGGAUAUUGCCAGGGGAUGAACUUCCUUGUGGCUAUGGCACUUCUCUUCAUGGAUGCACAAGAUGCUUUCUGGACCCUAGUAGCGGUCACAGAAAGGUACCAUUCUCCUUCAUACUUCGACCACAACCUCCUUGGUGCCCAAGCAGAUCAGAUGGUGCUGCACGAUCUCAUGGUGGAAAAGCUGCCAGAGCUUGCCAAACAUCUGGAUGCUAUAGACAUUGAGAUUUCAACUGUCACUCUCAACUGGUUCCUGGCCAUCUUCUUUGAUGCCGUACCUUUUCAA